Saxophila tyrrhenica is the source of this 588-nucleotide messenger RNA. RefSeq lists its product as uncharacterized. The transcript has a single exon. The record is from RefSeq and is a predicted model, not a curated record. NCBI's taxonomy places the organism in Eukaryota, Fungi, Ascomycota, Dothideomycetes, Mycosphaerellales, Extremaceae. Bases 1 to 588 code for a protein of 195 amino acids.
AUGUCCCACCACCACCCCCUCCUCCGCGCUCUCGGCCUCGCAAUCGACACCUCCCUCACUGACUGGGAAUCCUACACCCACCACCUCCGCACCCUCCCCUCCCUCGAUGCCGUCACAGUCCUUGACCCCGGAACCCCCGCCACAACGGCCAAAGUCCUCGAGUACGUCCUCCACACGCUUCCGCAGCGGCACGGGAUCCUGGUCAAAGCGUACGGUGAUCCGGGACUUGAUCUCGUGGUUCUUCCGGUGGAUUGUGAGAGGCUUCUUGACCAUCUCCAGGACUCCGAUGAAGGGGGUGAGUGGUUCAAGGGGUUCGUGAAGAGUAAACGGUUUAUUGGGAAAGUUUUGAGGAUGGAAGAUGAAGUGGCUUCAGCGGAGAAGGCGAGGUUGCAGAGUUUGAGGCGGUUGAAGGCGGAUUGGAUCGUUUUGAAGGAGCAGGAGAUGGGGAGGUUGGAUGCGCGGAAAGUUGAGGCUUUGGUGGAGGCGAUGGAGGUUGUUGGGGUGGAGUUGGUGGGUGUGGAGGGUUUUGAGGCGUUUGGGGAGGAGGGCGAUGAGGAAUUGGUGGCAGAGGAGUGUCGGCGUGUGUGA